CUCCGUAGUUUGAACGAUAAAAUGCAAAGCACUUGCCUGAUGCAGGUGGAGGGCGGACCAAGCUGAAGACGGGAGGAGGAGGAGUAACCGGCGAGACAACCUGGCUGUCAGAGACCGCUGCUGAUGAUGUUCUCACUCUGACAGGGUGCAGACCUGUCCGAAGUGAACCUCCACCACAAGCCGCUGAGCACUGGCCAGCUACCAGCCUUCGUCUGCAGCCGGGGACUUUAGCUCAGCUAGCUAACCUCUCCUUCAUCGACCAAACCGCUUCUGGAAAACGAACCUAAACAACAACAACAACAGUGCUCCUUCUUUUUAAAUUACACUUGAAAUGUCCAUACUACCAUUCACUCCCCCGAUUGUUAAGAGGCUCCUGGGCUGGAAGAAAGGAGAACAGAACGGACAGGAGGAAAAAUGGUGCGAAAAGGCUGUGAAAAGUCUCGUGAAGAAGUUGAAAAGGACGGGACAGCUGGAGGAGCUGGAGAAAGCUAUCACAACACAGAACAUGAACACUAAAUGCUUGACCAUCCCCAGGUCUUUAGACGGACGCCUGCAGGUGUCCCAUAGAAAAGGUCUCCCUCAUGUCAUCUACUGCCGCUUGUGGCGCUGGCCCGACCUGCAGUCCCAUCAUGAGCUCCGGGCUGUCGACCACUGUGAAUUUGCUUUUCAGACAAAGAAAGAUGAAGUGUGUGUCAACCCCUACCAUUACCAAAGGGUGGAGACACCAAUUUUGCCUCCUAUUUUAGUGCCACGCCACACAGAUAUUUCUACUGACUUCCCUCAGCUGGAUGACUACAGCCCAUCCAUCCCUGAAAAUACAAAUAUCUCUGCUAACACGGAGCCUCUGAAUAACUAUAUUCCAGAUACUCCCCCGCCUGGAUAUAUGAGUGAGGAUGGGGAAACAAACGACCACCAAGUCAACCUCAACAUGGACACCGGUUCACCCAGCAUGUCGCCUAAUCCUGUGUUUCCCAUGAAUAGCAAUCUCAAUUUACAGCCAGUGACCUACUGUGAAUCCGCCUUCUGGUGCUCCAUCUCCUACUACGAGCUGAACCAGCGUGUUGGAGAGACCUUCCACGCUUCUCAGCCUUCCCUCACAGUAGACGGAUUCACAGACCCGUCCAACUCCGAACGCUUCUGUCUGGGGCUGCUGUCCAAUGUGAACCGCAACUCUGCAGUGGAGCUCACACGUAGACACAUAGGACGAGGUGUGAGGCUGUACUACAUUGGGGGGGAGGUAUUUGCAGAGUGUCUGAGCGACAGUGCCAUCUUUGUUCAAAGUCCAAACUGCAACCAGCACUAUAGCUGGCACCCUGCCACUGUGUGCAAAAUCCCACCAGGUUGUAACCUUAAGAUCUUCAACAACCAGGAGUUUGCUGCCCUCCUCGCCCAGUCGGUCAACCAGGGCUUUGAGGCGGUCUACCAGCUCACCAGGAUGUGUACUAUUCGCAUGAGUUUUGUUAAAGGUUGGGGAGCUGAGUACAGGCGUCAGACAGUGACCAGCACCCCCUGCUGGAUAGAGCUGCAUCUUAAUGGGCCUUUGCAGUGGCUGGACAAGGUUCUCACACAGAUGGGAUCUCCCAGCAUCCACUGCUCCAGCGUGUCUUAGGGAGAGCUCUAUUCCCAACCACAGGAGUGUAUGCAAAACCACAAUAGAAAAGUUACAUUUAUUUGAGAUUUAGUAGGGUAGAAACUCCAUUCAUCAAAGCAGCGAUCUUUUUUCACUAAUAAGAUACUUUAAUUAUCCCGAAGGACAUUAUAAUAAAGCACUAUGAUUAUGUUAGGCCGUAUACAUGCUUCAAACUUUUGUUUUUUGUUCAAAUUUUUGGAUUAAAUAGGUUUAUUAUUCAUUCAGACAUUAGACAUGCCUUAAACUAGAAUAUCUGUUUACCUCUGUUGAUUAUCUGGCUUCAUCCUUUUCAACUUUCACUACAAUUAUGAUUCCGUUUAUUAGUCAUCUGUCCGUCAAACCAUAAAAUACAAUUCCUACAAAUGUUUUUUGUCAUCUAUACCCAAAAAUCUGAGUACAAACUACUUCCCUGUAGAUUUAUGUCAUAAACCGAUGCAUCAAAGAUGUAUUUGAUUUUUCUUGAAUUGGUAUUUUAUUGAUGUCCGUAUUAUAUGAAAAAAAAGAAAACUUUGUGAUUUCUGUGAAAGAAUAUUUGUAUGAAAACUAUUUUCCUUGGUGAAAUGUUUUAUAGUUUAUUUUUGCAAAUUCUGCAAAAAAAUCUAUUUUUAUUAAUGUUUUGGUAAAUAAUUAUACAAUUAUUUAUAGUCGAUAAUUUCACGUUGAUGCAAAUCUUAAAACCACAAUCCCGACUCUUUAAGGUCACCCUUAAAUAGAUAAGAAUGUUUUUUUUUUUUGACCCAGUUCAACUGGUUUCACAGAGUGAACCUCAGGAUUAAUAAAGUUUAUACAAUCAAAAGAAAAAAGAAAGAAUAGACACAUGAAACCUCAAUCAGAAAAACACUGACGAUAACUGCUUUCAUUUUCUUUGGUUUUAAUAACUCUGAAACUAACAUAAUUUCCCUCAUGUAUUUAUUCCUUUUAAUAGUUAUAAUGUGGGGUUAAACAUAUAAUUUGUUUUACUGCUGUCCCUCUUUUUCUUGUCUUAUAAGACGUAAAUUGAAACGGGUAAAAAUUAAUAUAAUGGACAAAGAUGAGCUAAAAUCUCGUUAGUCCAUAUUGAAGUAAAGUUUACGUAAAAGUAUUUAUCUUUAUUACUGUGUUUAGGCCUCUUUAUUUAACCAACACAGUGGAUUUAUUGUUUUCCAUUAAGGGUGCAUGCUAUGACAGGUGAUAGUUUUUCACUAAUGGGAUGAAACUUCUCAUUCAUCACUAACAGUAAAUCCUGCUUGUGGGUAAACGAUGCACUUCCACAGUAACGUGUAGAAAAGCUUUAGAUGUUGUUAUAAUCUGCUUGUGCAAUAAACACUGUAUGCUACUUAUGCACUACUCUAAUAGAAGGCAUUGCUCACUGUCUUUGGUCUGAUGCAAACAUGUUAAUCUUGCACUUUCAGUGAUAAGUCAUUUAAUCUGUAACUGUAUGUACGGCAUAAUACUGUGUUCUUCAAUGCAUUUGGUAGAUCUGUAUGUGUUCCUUAAUAAUCUCAACUGGUUUUUCAAUUCCAAGUCUUAGACACUUUUUUUUUUGUUAACCACUGUUUCAAAGUAAAAUUUUAUUAAAUAAAAUGCAUUAUUAAAAAGUAUACCAUCACUAAAAUAAUAGUAACUCUUGGUUAUAAAUAUAUAAAAAAAGUACACAACUUUUAAGAAUAAGGUUUAUGAUAUAUUUUGGAGACAUUUUCAGUGAAAAUGUAACAAAUAAAUGUAGCAGUAAGUAGUUUACAGAUGCAUUCUAAUACAGCAUAUUGGUUUAUCUUAACGUAUGUAGUGAGACACUGUUGACAUUAGUUACGCUGUAUCCAUUACAAAGAUUUACAUGAUGAUAAGAAUUUUCAGGAUGUCCAUUUUUGAUUGAAACCAUUCAGAGGGUAAGGCACAUAUAUAUGAAAUAUGUGUCUUCUGUAUCCAGAUAAAUGCAUGAAGCCCAUACGUUUGUAUGACUUGCAUUACAUCAUGUAUUGAGGUUCACUAAAGCAUUUUGUGGGAAGACGAGUUCAGAUUCCCUCCACUGAGAGAGGUUACCUCUUUAUCCAUUAGUUUCUAGACGAGUCAAAUGUUUCUAAAAACCAAUAAGCUUACAACUGUAAAUGUCUUCAUUUUAUACGUGGUAAAUCAGUAGGAACAGAAUCUUGUGAUAGCUACAGGAUUAAGAGAAAGAUUUCAGUCACAGGUUGCUUUUUUUUUUAGCUUUCCUCUCCAGAUGAUAGUCCACCUAUCUCAUCUUCAUCCCCGCCGAUGGCCAUCCAAAAUGCUUUUGCCACCUGAAAUUAUGAAAAGAAUCGUCAGGAAAACUGAUAAAUUCACUGAUCAGAAACGGACAGAUGCUGACCUUCUCUGCAUGAACUUUCCUCUGUUCGUGUGGUAAUGAAGACGCUUUAUCUGCACAACAACAAUCAGAUAAGACCGAAUCAGAUUAAUCACACUUGAAAUAAAAUUUGACAUUAUGAUAAAAAAGAUU
Oryzias melastigma (Indian medaka) is the source of this 4085-nucleotide messenger RNA. RefSeq names its product SMAD family member 3b (gene smad3b). The coding region runs from base 332 to 1609 and encodes 425 amino acids. Gene Ontology annotation, molecular function: RNA polymerase II cis-regulatory region sequence-specific DNA binding; DNA-binding transcription factor activity, RNA polymerase II-specific; I-SMAD binding. The record is from RefSeq and is a predicted model, not a curated record. Gene Ontology annotation, cellular component: heteromeric SMAD protein complex. The transcript is spliced from 9 exons. Lineage: Eukaryota; Metazoa; Chordata; Actinopteri; Beloniformes; Adrianichthyidae. Gene Ontology annotation, biological process: transforming growth factor beta receptor signaling pathway; BMP signaling pathway; anatomical structure morphogenesis.